ACUGUCAGAUUUGUUCACACUGGCAUUGGUGACACGUGUAAAAGUGUAAGGUCAGCACACCCUUAUCCAAUAAAUUGCAUGGUUUUAACCUCUGUUCUCUCUUAGGAAUGGAAAGUCAAACAUACUAGCACUCUCACACACACACACACACACACACACACACACACACACACACACACUUAGAUACACACACACACAGUAACAGGUAGAUUAUAUCGGACUGAUCUGUUGCUUUUCGAAGCAAUUUACUUAUCACACCAGCCUUUACUUUUCCAAGCUUGGGUCUCAGAUUAUAGUGUUGUGGUUUGGGUGUUCCUAUGGGAACUGUGGCCAGUGAGAGGCAGAACUCUCUCAGAGGCUUCUGGAGGUGUGCACGAGUGGUACUUGACUCCACCCACCCUGCGCCUGCUGUAUAAGUAGCCAGGAGCUCUUUUCAUGCGUUACUGAAACACCGGUCUGAGAGGAGAGAGCUACUGUAGCCGUGGAGAGCCUGUCUAAUGCAGCAAACUGUUCAGUCCUAUUGAUCUGCUAAUAAGAUCUUUAAGGUCGAUCUCAUGUGGGUGGUCGAAAAGAUCCGUGUGUCAGUGGAGAGCACCAAUCUGCUUCUUCCAGUAACGGAAUACACCUUCAGAAUCUGCGACAUGUUUGGAGAAAAAGCGCCCGCUGACAAGCUCAAGAAGUCCACGCUGUGUCCCAACAUCAUCACCCCAGACACCAUCCCUGAGUUCUGCAUCCCACCUAAAAUCUCAAGCUCCCUGGACCAAGGGAAGCCAAGCCCUUGCAUUAGGGUUUCAACGGAAAAGGGCAGCCCAAAGAAAGAGAUGCCCUUACGAGAGCCAAUCAGCACCCACAUCAUCCAAGUGGAGAGUGUGGACGAUGGGCCGUACGACAACGCCUGCAGCGAUGAAGAGAACACCAAUGCUGACCCCCAGAGCCAGGCCGCUCUCUCCCUGCCCCACCUGGCCAAAGCCCAGACCUGCUACGGCUUCUGCACGCUCCUAGAGAGUCCCCACACCAGACGCAAGGAGUCCCUCUUCCACAACGACCCAAGUUCAUGUGGGAUUCCUUUGGUUCUGCCCAGGAGCAGAUCCCAUACCUGCUCUCGAUCUUCUCCAUCUCCUCUUUCUCCAGCAUCCCCUUCACCCUCCUCCUUUAGCCUGAACACUUUAACCUCUAGACUCUCCCCCAGGAGCUUCACCCUGCACAGGCAAGGCACCUUAGACAGUGACACCACGUCUUCAACAGAAUCAUCCCCAUUCAGUUCACCCCUUCUGGCCAGAUCCCCACCCAAAUCGUCCCUUUUCAAAACACUCAGCCAUGAGAAACUGCUCUACCGCAAUAUCCGGAAGGCCACCGUCUCCAGGAACAACUCCCUAUCAACGGAUGAGGGCAGCUCCACAGAUAACAGCCCUAACGUCAUGAGGAGAUCAUCAGAUGCACUCAUAGAACCUCUCUCCUGCAGCUUUGGCCUGGCGCCUCCUGCAAUCUUCCCCAUGGACUUGGUCCUCCACAGGGAGCGGGUGAUGAAGGAGAGCUUGAUACCCGUAGGCAGGGAUGGAGCCCUGCGAGUGUCCGCAGAAUACUGCCCAGAGAACCAGAGGUUACGGGUCAGACUCAUCAGCGCUGAAGGCCUUUAUUCUCUCUCUGUGGACCCUAAGAGCAUUAACUGCAGCGUCAGCCUCUCUCUCAUGCCCGGAAAGGUCCAGAAACAACGCAGCACCGUCAUUAGGAAGAGCCGAAACCCCAUCUUUAAUGAGGACUUCUUCUUUGAUGGCAUAUCCGAGGAAGAUCUCAGCCAGUGGUCGCUGAGGUUUAAAGUAGUCAACAAAAUGUCCACAAUGAAGAGAGACUAUAUUCUGGGCAGUUCUGAUCUUCCUCUUACUAGCAUUGUCACCUUAUAAAAAAUGUAUACUCAAGCUUGCAGUCUUUAUUUAUUUGACCUGUCAAUGUUCAUUAUUUAUUUACAGUUUUAUAUGACGCCAAAGAUUUUGUUUCUAUUAAAAGAUGAAAAGCUAA
Astyanax mexicanus (Mexican tetra) is the source of this 2016-nucleotide messenger RNA. It is a transcript of the gene c2cd4a, whose product is annotated as C2 calcium dependent domain containing 4A. Bases 555 to 1901 code for a protein of 448 amino acids. NCBI's taxonomy places the organism in Eukaryota, Metazoa, Chordata, Actinopteri, Characiformes, Acestrorhamphidae. The record is from RefSeq and is a predicted model, not a curated record. The transcript is spliced from 2 exons.